CAUUUACAUACUUAUCAACUUAAUUUUAGCUCCCAUGGCUUUCAAUUCUGCUCUUCUACUCUUGCUCCUGGCUUUGUCUCUUUCAGGGCUUCACCUCUCUACUUCCCAAGUCCUCCAAGGCAAACUGUCAUGCCUCGAUUGCUCUGCUGAUUAUGAUUUCUCAGGCAUCAAGGUGUUGGUGAAGUGUGCUAAUGUGAAGAAACUAGGCCAAGGAACAACAACAAAAGAAGGGAGUUUUGAAGUUGAGCUACCUUCAACAAGUACUCAUGAAACUCCAUCGAAUUGCCUAGCUAAGCUUAUUGGUGGUACGACCCAACUCUACUCCACAACUAAGAAGAUGGUGUCAAAGAUUGUGAAAUCCCACGACUCAAAUUCAUACACAAUCUCCACUCCUCUUGCUUUCUACACUGUUAGAACCAAUCUGAAAGGCAUUGGUGAAUCCAAGACAGUUGAUCUGCCUCUUCCAAAGGAGUGGGGAUUGGCACCUUCCAGCUAUUACGUUCCCUUUUUCCCGAUAAUCGGUAUCCCGUGAUUUCUGGCUAGUGUGAGUAGAAUUAUGUAAGAUCAUCUAGCUAUAUAUAAUUAUUUUGUUUUAAUGUUUCUUUCUGUCUAAACGGUACGUUGUUGCAUUUAAGCUUUUCAAAUACUAUGUUUGUUUCUAUGUGAUUUGUAUUAAUUAAGGUUUGUAACAUUUGGAAAUCGCUUAAUGAUGCAUAUGUAAGAAAUUACCAUAUUUUUCUC
Mercurialis annua (annual mercury) is the source of this 741-nucleotide messenger RNA. RefSeq lists its product as uncharacterized. The record is from RefSeq and is a predicted model, not a curated record. Bases 35 to 532 code for a protein of 165 amino acids. Lineage: Eukaryota; Viridiplantae; Streptophyta; Magnoliopsida; Malpighiales; Euphorbiaceae. The transcript has 2 exons.